AUGGAAAGCAACAGCAACGUCAGCGGGGACGUGGCGCUGGCUUUGCAGCGCAUCAGCACUAGCAAUGCAGCCCAUCCAAUUCAUUGGAGCCGGGUCAAGAAAUGGCUUAUCAUCAGCGUGUACUGUCUGCUGCAAAUCUUCGUUACUCUCACGAGCACGACGUACGUGAGCGCGGAGUUCCUCAUCGAGGAGAAGUUCGGCGUAACCGACACCCAGGUCGUGGCGCUGGGGCAGAGCAUGUUCAUCAUCGGCACGGCGGUUGGUCCGGCUUUCCUGGGACCUCUCUCCGAUAUUGGGGGUCGCAAAUGGGUCUAUGUAGUGGCCAUCGCGUGCUAUGCCCUCAUCAACAUUGGGUGCGCGUUACCGCUGAACUUGCCCAUGUUGAUCAUCUUCCAGCUGUUGAGUGGAAUUUCUGGGAGUGUGGCUUUGAGUAAUGUCGCGGGCACCAUUGCCGAUUUGUUCGGCAGUGAAGAUGGUGCUGGGCAGCCCAUGGCGUUGUUUGUCGCGUCGGCCAACAUUGGCGCCAGCUUGGGGUCUCCCGUCGGCGAGUUGAUUGCUGACAAUGUCAAGAUGGGCUUGCCAUGGAUUUUUUGGAUCAAUGUCAUCAUUGGCGGCUCGUUCGCCAUCAUCCUGAUCUUCAUCCCCGAGACGCUGCCCGCCAUCGUCAUCAGAAACGCCGUGCGAAAGCAGCAGGUCGAUGAAACCGAGGAGCUCGCCGUGCUUGAGGAGAAGAUCAGCGUGCUCCGCGAAAUCCGAUUCGUCUCGACCAUGGCGCUCCGCAUCAUGUUCACCGAGCCCAUCGUGACCUUCCUAGGCAUCUACAACGGCUUCGCCUACGGGCUGCUGUUCCUCUACCUCGACGGCGUCUUCUCCGUCUUUGUCGUCAACAACGGCCUGUCCUACAUCGCUGCCGACCUCACCUACCUCAACUUCGUCGUCGGCGUCACCGUCAUGUUCUGCUUCGUCCCCGUGCAGACUUGGGUCUUCACCCGCGACCGUAAGAAGCACGGCGCGAGCCGCCCCGAGGCCCGCUUCCUUACUUCGCUGGUGGUCGUCUGGUUGUUCCCCGUCUCGCUCCUGUGGUUUGCCUUCACGUGUGAUGGCAACACCUCCUUCUGGUCUCCCGUUGUGGCCGGUGCCGUUCUUGGAUUCGCCGACCCCCUACUUUGGUUGAGUAUGCUGAACUACAUUGCUGACUCGUAUACCAACCUGGCGGCCUCGGCCAUUGCCGCCUUCUUGAUUCCGUCGUUCCUGAUUGCCGCUGGCUGUGCUCAUGCUGGUAUCGCCAUGUUCGAGCGUAUGAGCGCCAAGUGGGCUAUGGCCACGCUCGGCUUCAUCUCGUUCGGCCUUGUGGCCUUGAUCUAUAUAUUGUACUUCUUUGGCGCCCAGAUCCGCGCAAGGUCCAAGUUGGCUAGAAGUUGUUAG
This is a messenger RNA of Pseudomassariella vexata, 1425 nucleotides long. Its product is annotated as vitamin b6 transporter bsu1. Lineage: Eukaryota; Fungi; Ascomycota; Sordariomycetes; Amphisphaeriales; Pseudomassariaceae. The transcript is spliced from 4 exons. Gene Ontology annotation, molecular function: transmembrane transporter activity. Bases 1 to 1425 code for a protein of 474 amino acids. Gene Ontology annotation, biological process: transmembrane transport. The record is from RefSeq and is a predicted model, not a curated record.